Molecule: messenger RNA, 1075 nt
Organism: Oncorhynchus masou masou (cherry salmon)
Lineage: Eukaryota; Metazoa; Chordata; Actinopteri; Salmoniformes; Salmonidae
Product: large ribosomal subunit protein bL17m-like
Exons: 3
Coding region: 204-713 (169 amino acids)
Biological process (GO): translation
Cellular component (GO): mitochondrial large ribosomal subunit; ribosome
Molecular function (GO): structural constituent of ribosome
Source: RefSeq, a predicted model, not a curated record
ACUGCGAUAACUGAUGCACCGGCAAUGUCAAACGAAAUUUGUCACGUUAUGCGACCUUGGUGAUGUAUUAAUGAGCACAUACACCUAAUUUACACGAGAAUAACGGAAUAUAAUUUUCCUUAGAAACAUCGUUUUGCAUUUUUAAAGGCCGGGUUGAUUCCUUUUGUCUUUCUAGCCUCUUGUAGGUGUCUGAACUCGACAAGAUGCGCCUCACCAUUCAGAUGUUGAUAUCCCAUGGCCGGGUGGCCCGUAAAAUGGGUCUCGGUCCAGAGUCCCGAAUAAACAUGCUUCGGAACAUUCUUACCGGCCUCGUUCGACACGAGAGGAUAGAGACCACCCGAGGUAGAGCAGACGAAGUUCGAUUCUAUGCUGAAAAGUUGAUUGACUAUGCCAAGAAGGGAGACACUGACGAGAAAGCGAUGAAAAUGGCAAACUUCUGGCUCACAGUAAAUGAAAAGGACCUGAUCCCAAAGCUCUUCAAGGUCCUGGCUCCCAGGUUUGAGACCCAGCCCAAAGCCUACACCCGCAUGGCCCGCAUUCCCAACAGGGAGAACCUGGACAAGGCUGCUAUGGCCGUGCUGGAGUAUAAAGGCAACCCGUUCCCACCUCUUCAGACCGCCAAGCGAGACAAUGAACUCACGCUAAUCAACCAGCUCCUCAAAGGCUACAGAGAACAGCGGGCACAGCAGGCAGCAGCCAAGGUUGAGGCAUGAUGCAACCAGCCACACACUGACAUUACAUGUGUUAGAUCAGGGGUGUGUUCGAUAUGGUGAAACAUUUAGAAUGUCAUGUCUGUUCAACAGUAUAUGAACAUUCUGGAACGUUGCUCCCUCCUGAAUAAGCCCCUGUAUUUCCCAAGGGGACCCACUGGUGGGUUGUACUCUAAGCUUUUAUAGUCCACAGUUUCUGACUAGGUCCUGGUUUGGAAACAUUGUUGCUUUGUGUAAUAAGAAAAACACCCAAACACUUUUGGUGGAUCACACUGUUUUAGAUGACUGGCACAGUAUUUGACUUUGUAUGGACCCCACUGAACAUGAGGAUGUUGUGUCAAAAUAAAUGUGAUUGUUUGACAAUG